AUGAGAUGGAGUUUGGUUCAUUGGGGGAUUCUUCUAUCACCUGCGUUUGUACUAGUCACUGAUGAUGCUGAGAUGGGAUUCGAGAAGAUUGUUAAGAAUGCUUACUCUCGCGGGGAUAUAUCAUUGAACUCAAUGGCAGAAUCUACUCCGAUGGAAAUUCAGUCUUCAACUGUAACCGGGCCAAUGCCGGCUAAGCCAAUCUUUAAGCCGUUGAAAGCUCAUGAAAUGUCUAAUGGGAAAGUUCAGUUCAGAAAGGUAUCCGUCCCAUCAAACCGGUACACUCCUCUCAAGAAAGCUUGGUUAGAUAUCUACACACCGGUCUAUGAUCAGAUGAAAAUCGACAUCAGGAUGAAUCGAUUUUUCUUUUAA
Messenger RNA from Arabis nemorensis, 369 nucleotides. Lineage: Eukaryota; Viridiplantae; Streptophyta; Magnoliopsida; Brassicales; Brassicaceae. The record is from the annotation of a GenBank genome assembly.